AUGACUGCCACAACACAAUAUCUGAUCAUGGUCCGUGCAAUAGACACAAAGUUAACCCGUCCAUGUACGGCCUACCAGGGAAGGUGCGCUAAAUUAAAAGAUUCCAAUUGUGAAAGUACGUUUGGUUCUGGAUGGUCAGAAAAAGGCAGUUGUUGUCGAAAAAGAACGUGUUGCGUGUUUCAGUGUGAAGAUAUUCCGACCAACAGUCUUGCAAAUGGGACUGUCAUUGUAGCGGAAAGAAAUGUUGGAUCAACGGCAAAGUUUACCUGUGACGCAGGACUUUUCCUGGCUGGUAGACAAAAUAUAACGUGCACAACAUCAGGCUGGGAUGGGAAUAUUCCACAAUGUACAAACAUAUCAUGUCCUGAGACGGUAGCCUUCUUUAAUGGUUCAAAGUACAUAUUCAAAUGUAACGGUGGAAAUUGGUCUAAUUCUGAGGCUAACUGCAAUGUCCUUGGUGGACAUUUGACUUCUGUUGACACUGGUGACGAAUACGCUUUUUUAAUGGACGUUAUUGCAUUGAUGAUCCAACACAUAGAGCAAAUACUUUAUGGAUUUUUUUGGAUUUGGGAACCAUUUAACUACAGUGACUGGUACCCUGGAUCACCACAGCAACCAGAUAAUAAUAAUACGCAAAAUAUGCCAGGCGCAUACUGUACUUUGUUGUUUCCUCCGUCUCCGUUGCCUUCUUCAAAAUGGAAUUACCACCCUUGUAGUGCACAAUCAAGGUCCGUUUGUGAAAUUCGAUUGACAUAAUAUAUAUCUAUCAGUUUGAGAGAGCCAUAUGCAUUAUCUGAGGACGACAUGAUAUUUGUCGAGUUGGAAGCGAGAUCUGAACUAUAUGAGGA
Molecule: messenger RNA, 848 nt
Organism: Mytilus trossulus (common blue mussel)
Lineage: Eukaryota; Metazoa; Mollusca; Bivalvia; Mytilida; Mytilidae
Product: C-type lectin mannose-binding isoform-like
Exons: 7
Coding region: 1-756 (251 amino acids)
Source: RefSeq, a predicted model, not a curated record